This is a messenger RNA of Coprinopsis cinerea okayama7#130, 1719 nucleotides long. RefSeq lists its product as hypothetical. The transcript has 7 exons. Lineage: Eukaryota; Fungi; Basidiomycota; Agaricomycetes; Agaricales; Psathyrellaceae. The record is from RefSeq and is a predicted model, not a curated record. Bases 1 to 1719 code for a protein of 572 amino acids.
AUGCCCACCUUGACCAGUCAGAUCACACCCCGAAAUGCGACGAGUCGUGUCUUGGAGUGCCUUGAGCUACUCGAUCACAUCGCCAGCUUCCUUCCAUGGAAACACAUGUCCGCCUUGGCCGCUUCUCACCCAAUGUUACGGAGUGUUACCCAGGUGGAGGCUGAGAAGAGAAUCAGGAUAGGACUGGAGCCAAUUCUGGGCGCGUUAGAAUUGUCAUUCGAGAGUUUCAUGAACGCGUUGGACGAAUGCGAAGGGGGUUUCGUUGGGAGUACAGCGUUGAGGGUGAUGUAUGUGCGGACGGAGUACCUGGGCGAGUACGCACGGAUGCCUCGUAUCACGGUGGUCGUACCCAAGGGGAAACGAGAACGGUUCAUCGAGCUGCUGGACAAGCCUUCUUGGGUAUGGGUGGAGAAACCGAUCGGGUGGCAGUCUAGAGAAACGAUAUCCAAGGUGGUGGAAGCCAACGUGACGUCGGCAACCCAGUUCUUGGGAGAUGACGAGGUACAGCAGAUGGUUCCCGAACCAGAAGAUCCCGAGGAGCGAGGAAACGACUAUGUCAUACAAUCACGAGUUAGGCGGAGGGAGAGAUUGAAAUACUUGGUAUACUUCCGCAUCUUGGAAAGCACCGCCCACGUUCUCCAGGUAUUGGGAGGUUCAGACUCGACGAGGGACAUGAUUGUCAUCACGUCUACCAGGAUAUACCUCCUGUACCCCAAGCUCGUGCAUGCAGACCUAGCACUAACGGGGAGUUGGGGUUGGGAACGAGGAUCGCGAAUCAAGUCCGUACCUGUCGUCCACAAGUACAACGAGUCGUGGCCGUUUCCAUGCGGAAAGCUAUGUCCGGUGUUGGCCAGGAAGGGUCGUGAAGGAGAUGGCACGGGAGUUUUCUACUGGAAUGGGGAACGAGAGCGGGCAUUGAUAAGGGAGGCAGAAGAGUGGGUGAAGACGAGUGGUUGGGGAGCAGGGUGGAGAAUAAGCGAUGAUGAAGGAUCCUCUAAUGCGGGCAGGGGCGAUGUGGGAGUAACGGCGGCGAUGGAGACUCUUCGCAAGCGUACUUUCCUCAAAGCAUCUCCGAAGGCGAGGUUACACUCAAAACGGGCGAGUCGUUUCAUCGAGGAACACAGGGCCCCUUUUGUAUGGGGCAUCUUAUUUGCUCAGGAUUCGGAGACCCCGGCUCUGGUUCCAAUUGCUUAUCGCACUGGCACCGACGGAAGGGCAUGUCUCAAGGACCUCUUCGUGGAGACUUACCUGGGCCCGAAGAGUAACUGCGAGACAAUGAAUCGGGCCCCCAUGGAGUUCAAGAUGUUGAACGGAUAUCGUGGGCUAGCGACAACAGGGUACAUGUUCAGGCAUCCAGGCAACUUCAGGGAUGGGAACCCCUCGUUUCUCCGCAUCAUGGGUCAUGACAACGUACAGGCAUUGUCCAUACUGGGGCCUUGCCUUGUGGUGUUGUUUCACCCCCCGGGAAUGGUGGAUGCAUCGGAAGACGACAUUCCAUUUGUCUGUGCAACAGUGACUUGGCAUUUGCUUUCCGGGUAUGCCAGGUCACUGACGGAAGCGUCGUACGAUCUUCUUCACCUCGAAUUCGAGAACGAUGGCGAACCUGGAGGGGCAGGAGCCGACAAUGAGUCAGAAGAGGAGGAACCUGUUGAGAUCACAUACGCCGAGCUCACAUGCAAUCUCUUGCAUAUGCUCAAUACCUGUAUCACACUACGUUGA